Durusdinium trenchii is the source of this 5898-nucleotide messenger RNA. NCBI's taxonomy places the organism in Eukaryota, Dinophyceae, Suessiales, Symbiodiniaceae. The record is from the annotation of a GenBank genome assembly.
AUGGCUGCUUGGAUCUUUGUCUUGGCAAGCUUAUCGCCAGCUUAUGCCUACUGCAGUGGAAGUGGAUGCACUGCAGGUGUGGGUCUGCUGCAGAAAUCCCCGCGCCAGCAGAUUCUCAUGGUGCAGAGCCCGCUCUACGACUGGUCUCCGGUCGAUGGCGGCUUGGGACGUGCGUGCCGUGGAGCAUCAGCGCAGGAUAAUCAAGCCAGCUACUACACGGUGGUGUCAGGCAUCCUAUCCAUCGAUGCCUGCAAAGCGGAGUGCAUGAAGCAUGUCAACUGUCAAGGCGUGGAGUUCAGUGGCUCACGCUGUGAGGUCUGGACGCGGCCUGGAGGUAUUGAGGCGAGCAUUGCUUUGGGCAACUUUGAGUGUUGGAGCUACAAGCCUUCCCUCUUUCUGCCGGUGGAUGGGGGUGUGGAUCGUCAAUGCCAAGGUGACGCAGGGAGCGAGGUGUUCCAAGAAAUGACCUUGGAUGGCUGCAAACAUCGGUGCUUGAGCCUGCCAGCUUGCAAAGGCUUGGACUUCUCGACGAGCGGCUGCAAGAUCAUGACGAGCAGUGUGGCUGUGGCCUCUUCAUCGCCGCAAGUCGGCGCUACGUGCCUUCGCUUGGAAUUCUUCCUGGCUGAUCCAGCGGUUCAGGAGAGCGCCUGCCGAGGGGAGAGCCUGGGUGACAACAGUGGUGACUACUACACAGUGAUGGAGAAUGUUGGGUCCAUGGACGAGUGCAAGCAGAGCUGCAGAGAAGAGGCCGCAUGCCAAGGAAUCGAGUAUGCCACGGGUCGCUGCGAGGUCUGGACGAAGCCGGGAGGCAUCAACUAUGUGAAGCCCCUGGACCGGACGACCUGUUUGAAAUACUCCGCCGCUCUGACGACCACGACCACGACCACCGGGACCAGUGCCGCCACGACCACGACCAUGACCUCUGUGACCACAGUGGCAACGAUGGAGACGACCACCACGAAGAAAUGCCGUGAGGCGUACCAGCAAUGUGGUGGCAAUGGAUACACCGGUGAGACGUGCUGCAUCUAUGGCUGGGAAUGUGUUUUCUUGAACGACUUUUAUUCUCAGUGCAAUGUGUCAAGUCAACCCACCACUACCCUACCCUUGGAUUGUGAUGCGCCGGGCACAGAAUUCGCCCAGCUCUACCGGCAGUGUGGCGGGCGAAACUGGAAGGGCCCCAGAUGUUGUGAAGCUGGAAGCAUUUGUGUCUUCGACAACGACUACUACUCAGGCUGCAAGCCUGAUACCAGCACAACCACAAGCUCAACAGGAAGCACAACAAGCACAACCACUGCUGCAACCACAACAACGACAGUUGCAACCACGACAGCUGCAACAACGACCACGCCUUCAACCACAACCACAGCUCCCACAACGACCACGGGGACCACAACGACUGGUGCGACCACCACAACUGCCACGACCACGACGACCACGCUCGUCGAAACAACGACUGUCUCCGGGGGAUCCAGCACAAGCACAACUUCAAGCUCGGCAACUACGACUGACACCACUACAACCGUUCAAUGCAAGAAACGUUAUGAGAAGUGUGGUGGCAAAGGCUAUACGGGCGCCACAUGUUGCGAAGAUGGUUGGUGGUGCAUCUAUGGUGGACCUUACUACUCCCAGUGCAAAACUACGACGACCACCACUUCAUUUACCUCAGCUUCUCCCGAGUUGCAGGCAGAUUCACAAUUUCUGAUUCAGGCCACUUUUGGACCAACGCGCGCCAGUCUCCUAGAGCUUGGAUCGACUAGCCCUGAAGAUUGGAUCCAGCAGCAGUUUGACCUGGAGCCCAGCUUCCACCGCGCCUUCUACCGCGAGCGCGCCACCGGAGGUUCCGGCUCCGGGAGUGGAGCCCACACGUUGGUGGCGAACACGGUCGAGGCUCCGGCCAGCGCUGAGACGUGGCGUGGGGGCGAGUGCCCUUCUGUGCCCAGGACCUUCCUGAAUGAAGCUGGGUGUCAGCUGCUGCUGGGCUGUGCACCAUUGCAACUGGAGAGUGUCCAAAUUGAGCUGAACGUGAGCGUCCUCCAAACGUUCUACGAAGUGGAAGGCCGCUAUGUCUAUGCUGUGACAGAUCUCACUCCCACGAGUUUGCCAUGUGGAGAGCCCUCUCGUUGGAAGUUACUGGACUGUUCUGGCGGUUGCAGCGGUUCCGCAAUGGAUGCCGCGGAUGCUUUGUCGAUCAGCACUGCUCUACAGGCUGGCCAAGGUGUUGUGAGGGACAUUGCAAUCAGUUGUGUCUCCUCCGUGCCCAGUGGCGUUGUGGUGCAGGUGGGGUCGGAGUUCUUCCAGCACGUUCACUCCAGCGAGCAAAACGUCUAUGAUUUUUUCGGAAUGGGUGAGAGAACAUCCAGGUGGAGCAGACAAGAUCCGGAAGUGGACGUCCAGCGCUAUCCCGCUUCUCACCCCAUUGGUCGCUUUGAGUCUGCGCUGGCCAAAGAGUAUCUUUGGCCAAAUCUGGUGGGUAUCUUUGGCAAGACCAUGGAUAUUAGGAGCCUCCCUCAACCGCUGCAAACCGUGCGCGUGGGCGCCGCCUUUGGCGCCCUGGGCACGCGGCCGUCGAACUUCGCGGAGGUCUGUGGAUCUCCGGGUGAGGUCGCCGAGCGCCUCGGGCAUUUCUACCCCUUCCACACGAAGGAUGCUCCGCUGAACUUGACCUUCGAUGUGAACUAUGACUCGGUCUAUGACGUGCCGAUGCUGAGCCGGGCAUCCAUCUGGACGAUGCAAGCUCUCAAGGCACCCGAUCAGCUGCGGCAGCGCAUGGCCUGGGCCUUGUCACAGAUCUUCGUUGUGGCGCCGGAUGAUGCAAGCGGGAACUACACAGAGAUGUACGUGAACUACUACGACAUCUUUGUUCGUCACGCUUUUGGGAACUUCCGGGACAUUCUGCGAGAGGUGACCUACAGCCCUGUAAUGGGUGACUACCUGACCUACAAGCGUAACAGGGCCUUCGACAGCGACGGGGUCUACCCCGACGAGAACUACGCGCGUGAAAUCCAGCAAUUGUUUACCAUCGGCUUGUGGAAGCUCAACUCGGAUGGCUCGAGAAUUCUGGAAGAUGGAGAGCCUGUGCCGACUUACAGCAACAGGGACAUCAUGAACUUCGCGCGUGUCUUCACGGGCUUUGACGAGCAAGCGGAGCGGGGAAACAUCGAGCAUGUGGAAGGCAAGAGCAACAUGAUCGAUCCAAUGCAGAUGAGAGCAGAAUGGCACGAUGUCUAUCCCAAGCCCAAGCUGGAUGGCGGAUACCUGGGGGAUGGAUAUCCCCUCUGCAGCGAGCAAUUGAACUCCAACUUCUUGCAAGAAGGCGCCAAGUAUCGGUUCUUGGGCUAUGAGCAUUCGGGCCAAGCACUUGUCCUGGCCGCGGCCUCGCCGCUGUAUCAGAAGCUCUGUGGAGGUGCCGAGGUCUGCAACCAUCGGCUUCAGACGGAACUCAUGGAGACUCUGCCCUGCUUCGAAAACGAGUGCUCGGCCAGCGACGUGACCACGAUCCUGGUGCGUGACGGCUUUUAUGAAUUCCAAAGACCCGCCUGUGUGGAGCUCUUCUUCCGCAGCGGAGAGGUGAUCCUGUAUCCCAAUGGCGAGAUCAGCUCCAAUCGGAACAGCCAGACGGCGCAGAACCCGUUUUUAGGACACUGGCUUUCUGGAGCUCCGCCGGAAAGUGGAUCCUGCCCCAGUGGGUGCAGCCCAAGUGAUGGCGGGUGUCUCUGCCCUUUGACCCUGGAUCAACAGGCCGGUGUCCACGUGCUGCACGCCGGCGGGGCCACGUUGCAGAACCCUCCCGUCUUCAUGGACGCCGCCGCGCCGACCGCGCGCGAUGCCCUCUUCGAGGUGGAAGCCUUGUUGGAUCACCUUUUGGAGCAUCCGAACGUCCCCAGCUUCGUGGCUCUUCGCCUCAUCCAGCGCUUCGUGACCUCGAACCCCUCCAAGAGCUAUGUGACCCACGUGGCCGAUGCGUUUCGGAGCGGUGCCUAUCAGGGCGUGCAAUACGGCCGCUAUGGGGACUUGAAGGCCACCAUCUUGGCGCUGCUGCUGGAUCCAGAGGCCCGGAGCCUCGUGGGCCCCAAUCAGGGAGCCCUUCGGGAGCCCUAUUUGAAGCUGAUCCACUUGAUGCGCUCCAUGGAGUACGAUGAGGGUCGGCCCAUCUUCAUCCGCAACUUGAUCGACGCCAUCGGCGAGUUCCCCUAUGCAUCUCCUACCGUCUUCAACUUCUACCUGCCUGAGUUUGAGCCCGAAGACUUUCCAGAAGGCCUGGUGGCACCUGAGUUUCAGAUCUUUACUCCACCGAAUGCUUUGGCCUACGCCAACGGCUUGGUGUCCCUCAUUGACCACGGACUGGCGGAGUGUGACCAAGGCUUUGGCGUGCCCAACAGCGAGUGCUCUUCUGGAGGAUCCUUUGCGUUCCAGGAGGUCGCGCCCAAUGACAUGGCGACCUCGCUUCCGGAACUGGAUUUGUUGCUGACUGGUGGGCGGCUGGAGAACAAGGGUGCGGUCCAGGCAGCCUACCAGCGCGAUGGUUGGAAGGAUGCGCAGAAAGCCAUGGUCUUGACGCCGGAGUUCAACACGAUGGGCCAUCCUAUGUCAGGUGGUGUGCGGCCUCCGUCGCCGCCCCCCUCCCAGUCCGGCGGGGGGAGUGACUACAAGGCGGUGAUCAUGCUGUUCUUGAAGGGUGGCAUGGACAGCUUUCAGAUGCUGGUGCCCCUGAAUUGCCCCUUGUACGACGAGUACACCACUGUGCGGCGGAGCAUCAGCUUGUUGCCCGAAGAGGUCCACAAGAUCCAGGCGCAGAACCAGCCCUGCACUGACUUUGGAAUCCACCCACGGCUUCCCUUCAUCAAGGAGCUUUAUGACGAGCAGAAGGUGACCUUCGUGAAUGACGUGGGGUCCUUGGUCGAGCCGCUGACGCCGGACAUGAUCGGCACGGGUUUUCAUGCCACGGGAGGCACUGGGAAGCGCUGCCAGGGCCUCUUCAGCCAUGCUGAUCAGCAGCGUGCAGCAGAGACACUCACCUGUCAGUACUCUUCGGCUGAAUUUAAAGGCGCUGGCGGGCGCAUUGCUGAUGCGGUGGCCAAAGAUUACAACACGGCGUCCUUCUCCAUGCGGAACCAGGCGACUUGGCCACAAGGCUUUGAUAUCAGUGGAGAGGUCUUAGGCCAACAGAGCUCCGGCGAGUCAGCCUUUCCGGAAUAUGAGCGGCUGAAGGACAUCAUUGACAACAUCACCGGCACCCAGCAUGGAAACAUCUAUUGUGAGGAAUAUGCGAAGCGCUUUCAGCAGUCGAUCAGUUUCAACCUGGGCCUGGAGAAGCAGCUGGAGAAUGCCCAAUUGCAGACGGACUACGAGAUCAACGGGUACAAGCCGUUGCAGUCGCAGUUCAAGAAGGCGGCCACGCUGAUUGCCGCCCGCGCGGAGCGUCAGGCGGAGCGGGACUUCUUUUUUGUGGAGGAUGGCGGCUGGGAUGCGCACUCGGGUGUGGAAGAUUCGCUUUACAAGAAGUUCGGAGAAGUGAACGAGGCGGUGCAGCAGCUGGUUCAGGAGCUCGAGGCACAAAAUGUCUUCGACCGGGUGGUCAUCGUGACGCACUCGGACUUCGCUCGCACGCUGACGCCUAAUAGCAACGCGGGCACCGACCACGGCUGGUCGGGCAUUCAGAUGGUCCUGUCGGGAGCGAUUCAAGGCGGAAUGCUCAACGCCUACCCUCACCUGGCCGAAGACUCGGCCAUGGACGCCGGACGCGGACGUCUCAUUCCCAGGUACCCCCUUGAGGGGAUGAUGAUGCCAGUGGCCGAGUGGAUGGGUAUGGACGCCUCUCAAGCCAGCCAGGUCUUUCCCAACAUCGGGAACUUCAAUUCGUCACACUUGUUGACCAAGGAGAUGUUGUUCAAGUCCUAA